Molecule: messenger RNA, 1209 nt
Organism: Jaminaea rosea
Lineage: Eukaryota; Fungi; Basidiomycota; Exobasidiomycetes; Microstromatales
Exons: 3
Coding region: 1-1209 (402 amino acids)
Source: RefSeq, a predicted model, not a curated record
AUGUCACACCCACUCUUCACGUUGCCUGCCAAUGCCUAUGGCUGGGCACCAGCACCGCAAACUAUCGACACCAAGUCCGGACUCCCACCCCUGCCCGUGCCUACUACGCCUCUCUCCCCUGCUCCAACCUAUGAACAAACUGUCAAUCCGAUCGGCUCCUCGCAGCAGCAAACUGUCCUGGCACAGCUCACGCCAGCUCAGCAGACGGCUGUCGCAGCGCUGCUCCUACAGCAGCAGCACCUGUCAGCCUCAGCUGCAGGCGCUGAGCAGCAGCGGGCGUCCCUAAAUCAUCAUCAUCAUCAGCAGCAGCAGCAGAUCAUCCAACAGCAGCAGGCUCUUCAGCAACAGGCCCUUCAACAGCAAGCUCUGCAGCAGCAAGCCGCUGCCGCCACCGCGACUAGAUGUGCUCAACCUCUUCCAGCCCUUGAUGAUGGUUUAUAUACCGUAGAGGCGAUCGUAGCGUCCUAUUCUCGGUGCAUGACGUGCGACAUCUCCUCGGACAUGCCUUCUCCGUGCCCUAAAGCCCUGUCCGAUGCCGGCCUGCAUCCCGCCACCUGGGCCCGAGUCAUCACACAGACGAGACAGAUGAAGAGUAAGAGCGACACCAACAAAGUCCUCUUGCACGUCUUCGGUGGAUUGGCAUUUGGUCUCCUUUUCAACGUCAUGGUUGCAAAGCACUGGGUCGGCAACAAGCCAUUGAGGCGUCAGCUUGCCACCUUCCAUGAGCGGGAGAAUGCUACGUUGGGCGCUGCGGGAACACCUGUGCGAUUCGUGUGGUCAGGUGGCACAUUGAAGGCCUACUUCAACCCGCAGCCGCUGUUUGUGCAGGCGCUGCUGCUCGCGGCGGCGCGCAAGCUUGUUCGAUGUGGCGGUACCAGAAAGGCCGUGAUCCUGGCGGAAAGCCAGGACAGAGUUGCUCUCAGCGCGUCGCAGAGGCCGCAGCCCCUCGCCUUCGCCCGAGACAGUGGCUUGCACUGCUUCGUGAAGAGCGCUUGUGGACACGGCAGCUAUCGGAAAGGCUUCGAAAACUCUUUCGAGAAGCUUGCGCACGACAGAACGCUGCUCGCGUACGCGGUCCUGAUAGAGCCGAACCUUGGGCGGCGUAGAGCCCACAACCCUCGCUGCAUCCCCCGAGAUAUUUGUCUCUGUCUCCCCGUUAACAUGAGGCUGAGCGACUGGGCUCCCGUCAGAAGCCAACGUGCCGAGUAG